This is a messenger RNA of Staurois parvus, 393 nucleotides long. The record is from the annotation of a GenBank genome assembly. Lineage: Eukaryota; Metazoa; Chordata; Amphibia; Anura; Ranidae.
ACAUACACUAUAUUGCCAGAAGUAUUGUCCCCCCGCCCUCCAAGUCAUGUGAUUCAGGUGUUCCAAUCCCCUCCCAAUCAUGUGAUUCAGGUGCUCCAAUUCCCUCCCAAUCAUGUGAUUCAGGUGCUCCAAUCCCCUCCCAAUCAUGUGAUUCAGGUGUUCCAAUCCCCUCCCAAUCAUGUGAUUCAGGUGUUCCAAUCCCCUCCCAAUCAUGUGAUUCAGGUGCUCCAAUCCCCUCCCAAUCAUGUGAUUCAGGUGUUCCAAUCCCCUCCCAAUCAUGUGAUUCAGGUGUUCCAAUCCCCUCCCAAUCAUGUGAUUCAGGUCUUCCAAUCCCCUCCCAAUCAUGUGAUUCAGGUGUUCCAAUCCCCUCCAUGGACACAGGUGUAUACAAUC